GAUGCGACACGAGGAGGAAGCUUUCACGGCGGGCUCACCAUCCACGAAGAGGCCACUCCAGAAAACGAAGACGCUCAAAGCAGGCGCAAACCCUUCGCGAUCCUGCUGCUGGAAGCUCCCACGAUGCCCGCUACGAAAUCGACCUUACUGUCAACAUCGAGUCCACCAGAGGAGGCUCUUAUCCCACGAACAACGUCUUACCUCAUCAACAACUUCCGCUACCAAGAAUCAACCUGGCGAACGUUGCUGCCUCCUUCCCAGCGAGCCGAGGACCGAGGCACCAACGCCCUUCCAGCUUGCUGGCUCCGAGCCGGACCAGGACUCCUCGAGAUCCUACAAUGACCUUGAAAGAAUCGCGGAUCCGAAAGCCUCCGACGAAUGCAGCCACGACGAGAAGAUCAAUCGUCUAUCCACCAACAUCGCGACCCGCCCCGGUCAGCGUGACCUCCCUGAUGCCAAUGACCUUCAGUCCUCGGCCGGACUCGUUCGCAACACUGCCUUUCGCGUUGACCCACGCGAGUACCAUCACCCGGCACCGGUCCCGGGUCCCCAAACGAUGGAAAACCGAUUUAGCCUCGAGGUUCCGCCGGAAAAACUUGUACAUCGGGACACCACCGAUACUUCCACCUCGAAAAGCUCAUCAAGAGCGAAGCACCGGGGAACCGAUGACGUUCACCAAGUCCUGGGCCUGCGUUCGACCUCCCUCGAUUCGCCUGGAUUUCCAAGCCUCGAGGAUGCUCACUCGAGGAUCCCGGGAUCCGGAUGCCGAGAACGGACUCCGGAGUACGACCGGGAGAACGUGCUUGAAAACACUGCCUUUAACGACCUCGACGAGGACGGGGACGAUCCAAGGAUCGUCGAGACGAACGCGUGCUUGGACGUGCCGGGUGGCAGGCUAUUCGGGAUCGUCUGCCUCGGCAGAGGCCUCGCCAGCGGUUGCGCGGUUUCCGGUAGCCCGAAGCGGAGCUUCGUAUCGACCGGGAACCCGGAAUAUCCUAGUGUCAAUGAACUUUCGGUGGACAGCCGGACUUGCGGGAGUUCGGACGAUCGGGAAAAGUGGAAAAAGCCUAGAAGACGCCGGUGCCGCAGGUGCUCCGAGACCAGGAGGAGAAAGCUGCAAGAGAGUUGGAGGGACGAGGAGCUCGACGAGGACGAGACCGACGAGGAUGAAGACACGGAUGGAAGGCUGCUCGGCGAAGUGCUCGAGGGAGAUGGAGCCAGUAGCGUCAACACUGCCCGGUCAGGAGGGCCGAGCCUCUCCACGAAGCGAACCUCUCGAAGGAAGAGUAAGAAGCGAAGGAGAGGAAGAGGAGCCAGAGCCCGAGAAGGAAAGUGGUCGAGCCCUUGGAGGGAGAAGAGGAAACCGGAAGCGUCGAGGAAGCGGUUCGCCGGGUGGCACGCCGAAGGAAUACUCAGGCAAGCCGACACCGGCCGAUUCUUCAAAAGUGAUAAGACCUUCAGCCGCAAACGUGGCGUCCGAAGUUACGGGCUUUCGUUGGUGUUGUAUCUGUUGGCUUUGCCGAUACUGUGCUCGAGCGAUUCCUCAGCUCCGGUCGCCUCGGCGUUCGCACAAAAGUCCCCCCUCACCCACGGCGAUAAUUUUACCGCCCGUAAUUCGUCCUCGCAGCAUCAAGCGAAUCACGAGAUGCGACGAGAGGGUCUCAUCGACGAUGAUAUGCCGCAUCCCUACAACGAAUACAGCUGGGAAAUCAACCAGAUAAACCCCUGGCUAUCGGCUUGCGAUCUGGCGGGUCCAGCUCCGGCUGAUCUCCAGGGUAGCUGCGGUCCUCCGGAAGUACCAAAGAGCUGUCCUGAGCGAUGCUCCAGCAGGAAUCAGGCCGACUUGAACAAGGCGUUCGCCGAGGUUAUCGAGGCGUUUGGUAUUAACGAGAGGGCCAGGAGCGGGGCUGGUGGUUCAAGAUGGAGGCCGGCUGGCACGACCACCACUAAUAAAUCCGCCGGCAAUAAAAUAAAAGACGAUGACCGGAAGAACAAGAGGACGGAGGAGACCGCUGAUGCGGCGGCUCCGGUACAGUGCCUUUUUUACCUCGAGGCGUCCCACAAGAGGGACAUCUGCCGGGAUAAUUUCGGUCGUGGCAGUUCGUUAAGUUUUUCAAAUACCCGGGAGAAUCGCUAUUGGUACUUGAGUGCUUUGCGUUUGCGUCAUUGCUGCGAGCGCCCGGUUGUUAACGCCCUCGCACCCGGCAAGGGCGGCCCCCUCGAGGACGUCUUGAACGGCGGUCCUAAAUGCUCCGACGCAUUGGACAAAAUUCUUGUCGUCGAUUCACUUGCCGCGAGACUACACUGCGAGUUCGAGGAGGUCCUGGCUCGCUACGACUGCGGCCAGUCCUACUCGGUCAUCCACAACUGCACCCACUGCAAGGAGGCGUAUAGAAAAUGGGUGUGCAGCUCCCUGGUGCCUUACUUUGCUCAUGGGGGACCGCCAGCCUUGGAAACCUCGACGAACACCUGGUUAGGCUCGAGGCUAAGGCCCUGCCGGUCCUUCUGCCAAUCCGUGGAACAACGUUGCCCUUAUCUACUUCCGGGUGACCGUGCACCUGCUUAUCCCACGCAGUACGCCGGCGAACCCACUUUUCUUUGCAGAGACCCGAACAUACCGGAAACGGGUGAGCAGGCGAUGAGAGCGUUGCACGGUAACGAGAGAGACGAGUGUUGCUUUCACGCGUGUUCCGAGGACGAGCCAGGAUUGGGUGUGUGCGCUAAUUGUACAGAUCUUAAAGCCCCGAGUAAUCGUGCAGGUCAUGAUAUUCCAACGGCACCGCAGUGCGAGAUUACGUCAACGAGCUCCAUACAAUCCGGUUCUACAGGUGAAAAAAGUACCGAUUCAAGGAUCGGUAGCGCGAGUAGCGUGGAAUCGUCGUCAGCGAGUCCAUCUACGUCGACAACCACGAGUGCCUCAUUUUGCGGUGGCGGUGGAGUCGGCUCGAUGCCAUCGUCGUCCGGACAAUCGACGACCCAAACACCGCCACCAUCCUCGAUAUCGUUGAUCUGUAUGUUUUGGAUAUGGGCCGCGUUAAUCUCGUUGUGCACCGGACAAACCGUUUUCCCAUGGUCGCCUCCGUCGUCCCUCUCGAUGGGCGAUUAUUCGACGAGGAGGGGGGCAGGGGCAAGAAGCAGGAAAAGAAGAAAGAGACUUGAAAAAAGGGAAAUAUUUGGGCGAAGAAAAAGCGAGGAAGAGGAGCGGAGGACGAAGCACGUGGGGACGGGGAAGAAGAUGGAUAUCGGCAAGAUGGCGGCGUUGAGUAUAACGAGCUCAGCCGGGAGUGCAUCAAGGUCAUUCUUAAGGUCAUCGACGAGAUUAUUAGUAUCGAGGAGGAGAAUGAGGAGGGAUUUGAGCGUGAUCCUCAUUCUCAAAUUCACCCGUGUGUUCCUCGUCGCGUUAACAACAAUAAUUAUGAAAAACAAUUAUUAUCGUAAUUAUUACAUUGAUUUGUUCAACAUCGUACGACAAUACAGCCUCGUGAUGCUGUUCAUGCUCGUGCGUUAUUACGAAAAGUGCCAUUUUCGUUUAUCACGGAUAAAUUACGUUUUAAUUAUUAUCAACGAAUCAUCGUCGUUUCGAAAGCGGCCUCACCAAAUCGGACAUCUUGCUCCGCGUUGCAGAACCCCCGCGGCCGCCGUCGCAGCAGCCGCCAUUGCCUCCUCCUUCAGUCUGCUCUGCCGCAGACACGAUUACGAUUACGAUUAUCAUUAUUAUUGCUAUUAUUAUUAUUAUUACUAUUGUUGCUACUACGAGGCUAAAUUUCACCGGGUCUUCUCACCGUCCCAAGGUCAACGACUUGACCUUGAACGUUUUGAGCGAAAACUCGACGAUUACGCGGCCCCAAGGCCCCCGCGCGGUAAACGGAGAAAACGAAGACCGCGAAUAUGGCGCCGAAGGAGACGACGACGACGCAUCUACGUCGUUCGUUUCUUCUUCUCUAAUCUUCAUUAUUGCUUUUUUUCAUAUGCCCAUUCUCAACGACCGAGCUUUGUAGCCACUCGAACUAGUGGUCUUCCUGAUCAUACAAAAUCGACGUCACCCACCACCACUCAAUUUUAUUAUUGUGAUCAUUAUCAUUAUUUCUUUCAUUACUAUUAUCUCUGUUGCUAUUUUUGCUAUUAUUUUCAUUCCCAUUAUCAGUAUCCCUCCUCGUGUCAUUAUUAUUAUAACGGUGCGAUCACGUGGUGGUGGUGGUGGUGGUGCUGGUGGUGGUGGUCGUCGUCCCCAUCCUGGUCGUCCUUUUGUAUCUUUCUUUACCCCUCGAGAGCCUCGUCUCGUGCCCACCGCGAUCGGCCCCCUUAAUUGUCAGCUUUUUCACCCCCCUCUCUCAUAUUUGCCCCCCGCCCCGCCAUUUUCUCGUCACUGAGGUUUCGUUUGAAAUUUUGUCCUUUCUUCAGUGUUUUUUUCGGUUUUUCCUUGUCGAUUUUUCCACUAUACGAAGAAAUCAAGCCCGAGGACAGUCGGAGGAUCUCGAUCGACGCGAAGCGCUGAUUUCGUUGUUGAGUACGUCAAGUUUUUGAAAAAUUUUUUUCACCCAUUCGAAAUUUCCAAUAACGCGCGAAAUGCUGCAAUUCGAAAUUGUGUCUCUCAGUUUCUCUCGCUUGGCGUCGGAAUCCCGUCGGUUUUUUCAGCUUUUUGAAUGUUUGCAGUUUCACGAUUUUCCGAGUCCGGCUGUCGAAUCGAACGGAAAGCUCGGGGAGCUGUGCGCGUUAUAAAAUACCGCGGAAUUCAACGUUCCCGAUGUUGCCCGUGUGCGUGUGUUUGUUAUCGAGAACAAAGCAAAAACUCAAGUGUUCGGAGUGCGCGUGUGUGAGUGAUUGGGUAGAAACCAAGAUCGAAAGUCUCUAAAAAAAAUGAAAAAAAAAUGAAAAAAAAAAAAAUGGAGAACUCGAAAACGAAAAUUUUUAGUUAGAAAACAUAUUUUCGA
Venturia canescens is the source of this 4931-nucleotide messenger RNA. It is a transcript of the gene Mid1, whose product is annotated as Mid1. Bases 2 to 4306 code for a protein of 1434 amino acids. The transcript has 4 exons. NCBI's taxonomy places the organism in Eukaryota, Metazoa, Arthropoda, Insecta, Hymenoptera, Ichneumonidae. Gene Ontology annotation, molecular function: stretch-activated, monoatomic cation-selective, calcium channel activity. The record is from RefSeq and is a predicted model, not a curated record. Gene Ontology annotation, cellular component: plasma membrane. Gene Ontology annotation, biological process: calcium ion import across plasma membrane.